UUGUCAAGUUCUCUGUUUUCCUGCUUUGGAAAUAGGUCGAAAUUACACAAUGUUUAAAUUAGUUGGAGAGUAUCUUGGAUACUUUUUCCCCUCCCCCCUUGGAUGAGAACUUUAGAAGAGUAUUGAGAAACUUGAACAAACGUUGGGAGCAGCCAGCUUUAUAAAAGCUAGACGACUGUGGGACGAGCAUAAGUCUGUCUGAGAAUGAUGGCAAGAAUACAGACGACUUUAAUUUGCCUCCUUCUCCCCUGUCUCCUUCAGGAUUCUUUAAGUAGACAUGUCCCUCAUGAAGGUGGCCAUGCUUUGCAACCUCGCAUCCAGAGAGACAUAAAGAAUGUAGAUCCCCCUGUGGUCUUACAGGGGCCAAUAACUCAUGUAACGGAUGUAGAUGCAAUCCUCCAGAAGCACAAUAUCACUCUACCAAAUGGCUACCUUGGUCAGUGCACUGUUGUGAACAGCUGUGAGGGUCUGAAAGAGCAACUGGAGGACACAAACAGACAAUUGCAGGAGAAAACCAGCCACACCAUUCAACUGGAACAAGAAGUGUUUAGACUGAAGUUCACAGUGAGACAGUUGAGAGUGAAGUCUACAACCUGCGGUCUGGAAACAUCAGAUCACAUUGCCAAACUGCAAGCUCAGUUGGAGGAUAAGAUGAGUCAACUGGAACAGAUGUCGCAUGACAAUGGAAACCUGGUUCUGAGGAUCACAGCUCUUACCUAUGAAGUGAAUGAACUACAGAAGAAGAACACAUCCACCUCAACUUCCACCAAGAUCACUGACCUACUCAGCCAGCUGGAGGAAAAUAACAAACAAUUGCAGUUUAAAACAGAACAACUGGAAAGGAACAGUCGCAGCGCUCAACGUAUUCUUGAGAUUAUUGAACUGCAGACCCAGAUCUGGGAGUUAGAGAAAACAAAUCACAGUCAGGAGACUUUAACCCAAAUCCCUGUUCUACAGAGACAACUGGAGGCCAAGAUCAAUGAACUGGAGGGCAACUCCGAAGGGAGUGAUGACUCCAAAAAAGUGGUGAUGAUGAUCACAUUGGAGAAUGAGGUUACAGAGCUACAGAAAAGGAUCUCAGAGCUCACUGAGGAAUCCAAAACUAAAAUUACUGAUCAACAGAGGCAACUGAAGGAGAUGAACCAGCAACUAAUUGACAAGAUAUUACAACUGCCUGACAACAACACUAACACUGAACUAACUGAGGAGAUUUUAGCGUUGCAGAAUGCAAUAAAUAACAUAAACAUACAAAUAUCAAGUCUACAAAAGAAGACCAAUGCCCAACAUGCAGAGCUGCAGAAGACUUUGAACGACAAGGAAAAACAACAAGAAGCUUGGAAGAAACAACUGAAGGGGGAGGACGAGACUAGCGUACAGCUGAUUAUGAAGAUAAUUUCUAUAAUGAGGGAACAGAGGGAUUUACAGAUACAAACAACACAACAGAUGCAGACAACAGCAGCCCAGAUCACUGCACUUCUGCAACAAGUUCAGGACAAAGAGGACGAGAUUGACAGAGUUCAGGCUGAAAACAAAGACCUGCAGAAACAGCUGAAGGAGAAUAAUGCAACGUGUUUCAGUCUCGAGAACAAAUAUGACCGGGUGAGGGGUGAAUUAGAGGACAAGAUAAACUUACUUAACAGUCAAAAUUCAGGCAUCUCCAAACUAGUUCUAAGUAUCGUGGCUCUGAAUGAUGAAGUGAAGUGGCUGAGGACUCAAAUAAUUUCUCCAGAAGCCGCAGACAAGAUCGAUGAGCUGCAGAAGAAACUGGAGCAGAAGAACCGAGAAUUAAAAACGAAGAGCAACGAACUGCAGGAAAAAAGUACAAACGGACAAAGGAUUCUGAGAAUAAUUGAGGUGCAGAAUCUGAUAUGGGAGUUUCAGAAAGGAGUGGCUACUCAGAGCAACAUUUACCAGAUUGCAGUGCUACAGAAAGAGCUGAAUGACCUGACUGCUGAAAUGGAGGACAAGGCCGAUGACGACUCAAAACUGGUUCUGACGAUAACCACAUUACAGAGUGAGGUGGUCAACCUACAGAGAAUGCUGUCAGCUCUCAGUCAGUCAACCGCAGCCCAGAUAGUUCGUCCAAAAAUGUCAAACCUUGAGAAUCAAAUAAGUGAAAUAGAAAAGAGAAUAGCAGAGCUAAAAGAAGAAAAUCCUGAAGCCAAGAUCACUGAGCUGACAACACAGCUUAAGGAAAGCGAGAGGCAGCUUGAGGAGAACAUAAAAAGACUGAAGAAGAAAGACAGCAAGAAUUCUUACCUAAUUAUGCAAAUUCUUCAUCUACAAAGGAAACUCAGAGACAUACAAAAUGCUGCAUCUCAGCAAUUCAAUGAAACUGCUGCUGAUGUUACUGCGCUUCAGGAACAACUAGAGGCCAGAGAGGAAGAGAGCGCCAGAUGUCAGGCCAAGAACAAAGACCUGGAGAAGAGGCUGGGCGAUAAGGAUGCACAGUGCUCUGGACUCCAGGACCGAUAUGACAGUCUGCAAGAUAAGCUUGGUUCUGCAAUGAAUAAACUGGAUAAUGUAACUGGAUACAACGAUAAACUCGUUCUUGAGGUAUGGACCCUGACUAAUGAGGUAGACGAUCUAAAGAAGAGAACUGUGACUUCUGCAGCUAAGAUCAAUGGUGAGUAUCCCUGUUGCCGCGCAUUAUUUAUAGCAAAUCAUGUUUGUUUCGAAAGAUCUACAUAUGUUAGCAUUGAUCCAGUCAUGAUUUUUCCUCAUCUUUCAGAGCUCCAAAAGUUGCUGGAUGCGAAGAUCAAAGAACUGGCAAAGAAAACACAGGAACUGGAGGAUAACGCUCCUCAACCAGAGAAUAUUCUAAGGAUCAUUGCAAUACAGAAUGAGAUCUUGAACCUGCAGAAAGGAGUUAGCAAUGGGACAAACUUUGACCAGAUUGCUGCGCUUGAGAAUGAACUGGAUGCAUUGAUUGCCACAAUCGAGGAGAAGAACAAUGGCAACUGUAAACAGAUUCUGCAGAUCAUUGCACUCCAAAAUCAAGUGACAAGAUUACAGAGGCAAGAGUUAGAGUUCAAUCAGUCAUCUGAGGCCAAGAUUGCUGAGCUAGAGAAUCAGCUACAGGAGACGAGAGACCAGCUGAAUGAAAAGAACGGCGAGCUGAAAGAAACUGACAGUAGAAUUCCACAACUCAUUGCAGAGAUCAUGGGACUUCGUAACAAACUGACAGAGUUAGAAAGAACAUUAUCAGAGCUCAAACGGACAAGUGCUGACAAGAUGGAAGAUCUACAGAGUCUACUGAAGCAGAAGAGCAAGCAGCUUGAAGAAAUCACUACACAACUGAGGGCUGUAGAUGCCAAAAAUGCAGAACAGAUUCUGAAGAUUAUUGAACUCCAGAAAGAAAUGAAAGCGAUACAAACGGAAGCUUCAAAAGCCAAAGAUAAAAGUGUAUCAGAAAUCUCUGAGCUACAGAAACAACUUAAGGCCAAAGAGAAGCUGAAUGCAAGACUAGACUCCAAAAACAGAGAGCUGGAGAAAUUUCAGAAGGAAAUGAAAAUGGAAUGUGAUGAAAUCCAGCACAGGUGCAAAGAGGUACAGCUUCAAAAUGAUCAAAACCAAGAGGACUUGCUUAAAAUGCAGCAGCAAUUGCGAGAGGAGGAGGCAGCCUUCAAUAGACUGCAGCAGCAACUCAGAGACAGCAAGGAUGACAAUGCCAGACUACAGAGGAGAAAUAAGAGUUUGCAAGACGAGAAUGACAAACUCAAGAUGAAUUUACAAGAUCUUCUGGUAGAUCCAGAAACGAUUGUCCAUAGCACUAAGGUGGCCUUAGACCCGGACACAGCCCAUCCUAAAAUCAUUCUGUCAACGGAUGAGACAGAAAUGUCUGUAGCACAACAGCGACAGAAUGUCCCCAACAAUCCAGGGCGGUAUGACUUGUCUCUUGCUGCUCUUGGAAAGACUGGGUUUAACAGGGGGAGAAAUUACUGGGAGGUUGAAGUGGCUGGGAAGACAUGUUACAACAUCGGAGUUGCCAGAGGAUCAGCUAAUAGGAAGGGGCAGCUGAAACUAAAACCAGCAGAAGGCUACUGGACCAUAAUCUUGACAAAACAAGGUGUGCUCAAAGCCCUUGCAGCUGGGCCACUUGAUAUUCAGUUGCCUGAGCUCCCCCAGAAGUUUGGAAUACUAUUAGACUACAAAAAGGGAGAGGUCUCUUUCUACAAUGCAAAUACCAGGUCUCUUCUCCAUACAUUCACAGGUAAUAGAUUCACAGAUAAACUAUAUCCAUUCUUCAAUACCUGUCUGGAGACUAAUGAUGAGGAUGCUCCGAUUGUCUUAACUCCUGUUGGUUCAGUGUCAUGGAUACAGUAGAGAAUGCAUUUGACAUCAAAUUAAUUUCAGUAUAAAAAUCACAUUGCUUUCGUUCACAAAAAAUAAUCUUAAAUGUAAUUAUUUCUGUGGUAUUGAUUCAAGAUGAUGUAAUUUCAAUUAUGCAUUUUCAAUCAUUCAUCAAAUAAAAUAUUGCACCUGA
Molecule: messenger RNA, 4486 nt
Organism: Salvelinus fontinalis (brook trout)
Lineage: Eukaryota; Metazoa; Chordata; Actinopteri; Salmoniformes; Salmonidae
Product: putative leucine-rich repeat-containing protein DDB_G0290503
Exons: 44
Coding region: 205-4326 (1373 amino acids)
Molecular function (GO): protein binding
Source: RefSeq, a predicted model, not a curated record